AUGGAUUACUAUGAGAAUUUUGAUGCUGAGCAGAUCCCGGUGUACGUUACGGCCGUUUCUUUUAUUGGUCUUGGGAAAACAAACCUCGAUUUCCUCAAAAAUCAGCUCCGUCCAUUAGUGAAAUCUAAAAACAUGCGUGAGCUGCUAAAUAAUUCAAGUGAUCUCAAAUCAAUGCUCCUGGGCUUGCAAAUUUUUAAGCAUUGUGAAGUUUCGAUCGAUACAGAGAAACAGUCUUCUUGUUCGGAUGCCUACAAGGUAAAUAUCUUUGUUGAAGAAAAGAAGCCCCAAAACUUAAAAGCCCAGUGGACAGUUAACACUGAUGGGUCGAUGCGAGUGGGUGGAUACUACGCGUUGAACAACAUUUUUCGGAAGGGGGAACGCCUCGAGGUUGAAGGAAAUAUAGGUAGGGACUCAUCAAAAAUGAGAUUCGCUACUUUUACUAAACCAUUUGAGAGGAACCCCAACAUUAAGUUUAGCCUUGGAGGUUCUGACUGCAGCUACGAUCACUGGUGGUCGAAGAUUUUGCGCAACGAAAGCUCUAUUUUUGCUGAAAUUGGUGCCCUUUCUCGGUGGGGGAUCCAGAAGCUUCAUUGGAGUAGUGUUUGGAGAGAGAUUGAGGCUUCUAAAAGCGGCGCUAAUUUAAAAACCAAUCUCCGCCACAGCUUGGAAGUGGACUCGCGAGAUGAUCGCAUACUUCCCCAGAGUGGUCUUUUGCUCCGUUUGAGUGAAGAGUUGUCUUUUUUGUAUCCCCCACCACCACGGACCGCCGUGGGCUUUGAGACUGCACCCCCGUAA
Hydatigera taeniaeformis is the source of this 795-nucleotide messenger RNA. NCBI's taxonomy places the organism in Eukaryota, Metazoa, Platyhelminthes, Cestoda, Cyclophyllidea, Taeniidae. The record is from the annotation of a GenBank genome assembly.